Molecule: messenger RNA, 1130 nt
Organism: Eublepharis macularius
Lineage: Eukaryota; Metazoa; Chordata; Lepidosauria; Squamata; Eublepharidae
Gene: OVOL3
Product: ovo like zinc finger 3
Exons: 2
Coding region: 25-438 (137 amino acids)
Biological process (GO): epidermal cell differentiation; regulation of transcription by RNA polymerase II
Cellular component (GO): nucleus
Molecular function (GO): DNA-binding transcription factor activity, RNA polymerase II-specific; RNA polymerase II cis-regulatory region sequence-specific DNA binding
Source: RefSeq, a predicted model, not a curated record
AGCAAGUGGUUCCCGCUGCAGCGCAUGCUGAACCGGCACCUCAAGUGCCACAACUCUGUCAAGAAACACAUCUGCCAGUACUGCACCAAGGGCUUCAACGACACCUUCGACCUCAAGAGGCACCUGAGAACUCACACAGGCAUCCGUCCCUACCGCUGCUGCGUCUGCGACAAGGCCUUCACCCAACGCUGCUCCCUGGAGUCCCACCUGAAGAAGAUCCACAGCAUCCAGCAGCACUAUGCCUACCGGGAACGUCGCUCCAAGCUCUUUGUGUGCGAGGAGUGCGGCUUCACCUCCGGCGGGAGCGAUGAGUACUACGGCCACGUGCGCCAGCUCCACCCCACCAGCGGCCUUCUGGGCAAGGAGUUCCGGAAGCUGGUGGUGCCUUCUCUUCACAGCAAGUUCCAUCUUUUCUACCCUUCUCCUUACUGCGGAUGAGUAAACUCUCUUCUUUUUUUAAAAAAAGAUUCAGUCCCUAUGCUAAGAAUGAAGGCCUAGAAGCUUAAUGAUGUAAAACCAGCCACCUGCUGACUCAUUUGGCAGAACUUGGUUGGUUUUGGUGGCCUUGCAGGGGACAGAAGCAGCCCAGAGGACUGUAACCUUUUGCCCCAAAGGGUCAGAAGGCCCCGUUGAGCCUCUGCAGGCUUCCAUCUGGCACCUACCUGUUGAAAAUCACUUCUCAUCCCUAAAGUUUCAUUUUUAAGACAAUUUUUUUUAAAAAAACCUUUCCAUUUUUACCCUGCCUUUCUCCCAGAGCAGCUUACAUCAUUCUCCAUUUCACAACCCUGUGAGAUAGGUUAGAUUGAUGAUGUGUGACUGACCCAAGAUCACCCAGUGAAUUUCCACUGCAGAUUAAGCAUUCAAACCUGGAUCUCUCAGACCCUAGUCCGACACUAAGCACUGCACCACACUGGCAAGCAAACACUCAGGCUCACACAGACUUUGGGUUACCUUUGUCAUCUGAGCAGCCAGGAGAAUGUUUGACCCCUUUCUGCUUAAAAGUAGCAGCUACGUGAGCCGUCCACCAAACCUAGGCAUGUGUCCUGCUUUCUUCCCCCUACUCCGAUCAGGAGGCAGAGCUCAGACUGCCCCAGCAGCCAUACCUUUCAGGCCGACACCAUCCAAGAAAG